This is a messenger RNA of Pantherophis guttatus, 2820 nucleotides long. RefSeq names its product DEAD-box helicase 55 (gene DDX55). The record is from RefSeq and is a predicted model, not a curated record. Lineage: Eukaryota; Metazoa; Chordata; Lepidosauria; Squamata; Colubridae. Gene Ontology annotation, molecular function: nucleic acid binding; RNA helicase activity; ATP binding.
GAUAUAUAUAUAUAAAAAACCAAGAGUCGGGAGGGCGCAAGAUGGAGCAGGUGACGGAGGGGACGUGGGAAUCGCUGCCCGUGGAGCUCAGCCCGGGAGUCCUGCAGGCCUUGCGGGAGCUGCGCUUCUCUCACAUGACGCCCGUGCAGAGCGCAACAAUCCCUUUAUUUAUGACUAAUAAAGAUGUGGCAGCUGAAGCAGUAACCGGCAGUGGAAAAACGCUAGCAUUUGUCAUUCCCCUCAUAGAAAUACUUCUCAGGCGUGAAGAAAAGCUUAAAAAAAUGCAGAUUGGCGCCCUUAUCAUCACUCCCACACGAGAGCUUGCUAUCCAAAUAGAUGAGGUGAUCUCCCAUUUCAUUAAAUAUUAUCCACAGUUCAGUCAGUGCCUUUUGAUUGGUGGAAAAAAUCCAAUGGAAGAUGUAGAAAGAUUCAAAGAACGAGGCGGAAACAUCCUGGUGGCCACUCCAGGUCGUUUGGAGGACAUGUUCAGGAGGAAAUCAGAGGGCCUGGAUUUGGCCAAGGCUGUAAAAUCUCUGGAUAUUUUGGUCUUGGAUGAAGCAGAUCGGCUCCUGGACAUGGGCUUCGAAGCAAGUUUGAAUACAAUCCUGGAUUUUCUGCCUAAGCAGAGACGGACAGGGCUCUUCUCCGCAACUCAGACCCAGGAGGUGGAAAACUUGGUGAGAGCAGGACUCCGGAACCCCGUCCGUAUCGCGGUGAAGGAGAAAGGAAUGGCAGCGAGUAACACCCAGAAGACGCCCACUCGGCUCCAGAACUAUUACAUGAUCUGCAAGGCCGACGAGAAAUUUAAUCAGCUGGUUCACUUCCUUCGUCAACACAAACCAGAAAAACAUCUUGUCUUUUUCAGUACCUGUGCUUGCGUGGAAUAUUAUGGGAAGGCUUUGGAGUCUUUGAUUAAGAAUGUGAAAAUCAUGUGCAUCCACGGAAAGAUGAAACACAAAAGGAACAGGAUCUUUACAGAGUUCCGGAAACUUCCAAGCGGCAUCCUGGUGUGUACCGACGUGAUGGCCCGUGGCAUAGACAUCCCGGAGGUGAACUGGGUUCUGCAGUACGACCCCCCAAGCAGUGCCAGCGCCUUCGUGCAUCGCUGCGGCCGCACUGCCCGCAUCGGCCACCUGGGCAGUGCGCUCGUCUUCUUACUUCCUAUGGAAGAAGCUUACAUCAGUUUCCUGGCCAUUAACCAAAAGUGCCCCAUGGAGGAAUUGAACCCGCAGAGGAACGUCACGGAUGUCCUACCGAAGCUGAAGUCGCUGAGCCUGGCCGACAGAGCUCUCUACGAGAAAGGGAUGAAGGCGUUUGUCUCCUGCGUCCAAGCCUACGCCAAACACGAAUGCAACCUGAUCUUCCGAAUAAAAGAUCUGGACUUUGCCAGCCUCGCCCGAGGUUUUGCCCUGGUGAAGAUGCCGAAGAUGCCGGAGCUGAAAUGGAAGGAUCUCUCGGGCUUCACCCCCGUCGAUAUCGACACGGAUUCGAUCGCGUUCAAAGACAAGAACAGGGAAAGGCAGAGGCAGAAGCUGUUGGAGCAAUGGAAGGCGGAGGGUCCCGUCCGCAGAGCGGGGAGGAAGACGCCCCGAAAUCAACCUUGGUCCAAGCAGAAAGCAAAGAAGGAGAAGAAAAGGAAAUUGACAGCGAAACGGAAAAGGGAGGAGGGUUCUGACCCUGACAACGAGGAUAUGGAGGAGCUUCUGAACGAUACCCGGCUUUUGAAAAAGCUCAAAAGGGGUAAAAUCAGCGAGAAGGAGUUUGAGAAGACGCUGCUGGGCAGUAAGAAAGGAGGAAGCGGCUCGGAUUCAGAAGGAUAGAAGAUGAAGUGAAAACGUGAACGUUUUCUCAACUAAUAACGGACUCUUUGGCGGUAGAGCUGAAAUUCCUUAACGUCGACUCUGGGUUUCUCCGUGGAAAAUUGGGUUUCUCCAAACUGCUUUUCGUCUUAUUCCCACCGGAGGCUCUGCAAGCCAACUCUCCAGAAAAAAUCAGUCCGUCUAAUUCAGUAUUGUCUGCUUUCAGUGGAAGCAAAUGACUUGGAGACGUUAUUUAGCCCCCGCCGUUAAAAAACCUGCAGGUCUAAAAAGCAGUGAAAUCCAAGCAAAAACGUUACCCAAAUACAGCCUGGUGACAUAUUUUUUACCUGCACGUAAACUCAAUAAAUCCCAUUAGUGAGUUGCUGCUGCUUCUAAUAGUUCUUUAGACCUCCCUAUCCACUUGUUAUAGGGACAUGGUGGCUCAGUGGCUAAGACGCUGAGCUUGUCGAUCAGAAAGGUCGGCAGGUCAGCAGUUCGAAUCCCUGGUGCCGCGUAACGGGGUGAGCUCCCGUGACUUGUCCUAGCUUCUGCCAACCUAGCAGUUCGAAAGCACGUAAAAAACGCAAGUAGAAAAAUAGGGACCACCUUUGGUGGGAAGGGAACAGCGUUCCAUGCGCCUUCGGCGUUGAGUCAUGCCGGCCACACGACCACGGAGACGUCUUUGGACAGCGCUGGCUCUUCGGCUUUGAAACGGAGAUGAGCACCGCCCCCUAGAGUCAGGAAUGAGCAGCACAGAUGUGCGAGGGGAACCUUUACCUUUACCUUAAAUUCAAUGGAUCCAACCCAGUUUUGACUUUGUCGCCCUCUCACUUUUCGGAAAAUACAUUUUAAACUAAAUUCUCCUGCAGCCUAUUUCAGGCCAAAAUAAAUGACGAAACCUUUUGGUUUUUUGUUUCCGAUUUAUUCCAAUAAUUUACUUUUCGGAUGGACGGCGAGCUCUUUUUUUUUUUGUACAAAUGUAAUUUAAAAAAAAAAAAGUCAGUAAAAUAAAUUGGCAAGU